Messenger RNA from Linderina pennispora, 1274 nucleotides. RefSeq lists its product as uncharacterized. NCBI's taxonomy places the organism in Eukaryota, Fungi, Kickxellomycota, Kickxellomycetes, Kickxellales, Kickxellaceae. The coding region runs from base 202 to 939 and encodes 245 amino acids. The transcript has a single exon. Gene Ontology annotation, molecular function: protein binding. The record is from RefSeq and is a predicted model, not a curated record.
GAUUGCUUCUUGAUCGGUCUGUUAUCAGAGCUCGCGCAUUUUUUGUGCUGGCUUGGCUCGCAUUCAGGCAGGCUGGCUGAUUCCAAGUGCAGCCCAGAUAUUGCUAAGCUUCACGAUCUUCACGAGAACUUUUCUUUGCCUCUGUCAAUUUAAAACUCCAACUUUUUCUAGCGGUCCAAUCUCUUUGAUUCCAAAUUUAUAAUGCAGGCACUGAGGCGUGUUCUUUUCAACCCGGCCCGGAUCACCCCUCGCGCCACCCGCCUGGCACCCCUCACAGCCUCGCGGUUCUCCAGCACGCUCGAGGUUCCGCGGAACCUGUUCCUGGCUAGCGAGCUUGAGAAGCCGAGCCAAGGGAUGGUGUCAACAGCUGUCGGCGAUCUGGACCCCGCUGCGCCAGCAUCCAACGUGCGUAGCGAGUUCUGGCGGCUCUAUGUCUCGGCAAUGAGCCGACUGGGCGGCAGCCAUAUCAACCGGCCAAAGAAGUCCACUCUGCACUGGCUGGUGACGAAUGCCGAGACCAGGGAGGAGCUGGACACGGCGCUUGAGAUGGCCAAAGUGUGGCGGAUGCAGAUGAUGCCGAUCACCCAGGCGACCGCGCAGAUCUGGAUCGAUUCGUGCAUCCGGCUGAACUACCCCGAGCUCGCCAUGACGAUGCUUCUGGAUCAAUGGACCUACCGCCAGCUGCCGGUCUCGUAUGGCAUGGCCAAGCUGAUCCGGUUCCUGGGCAAGCAGGCUAAAGAAACCGGCGAUGAGGCGAAGCUGGACGAUGCGUUCAGGGUGUUUGCGCUGUACCCGUACUACAACCUGCAGCAUGAUGCCGAUGCAUAUGGCGCGCUGGUGGAGGCGUGCUGUGAGGUGAACUCGGAGGAGGCCUGGCGGAGGGCCCUGGUGGUUGCGGAGGAGACGCUGGCGGACGCAGCACCCGGAAAUCACGGUUGAGGCACUGACGGCGCUCGAGACGCGUUCGUUGGAGCGCGGUGAGAACGAGAUGGCCCAGCGGUACAAGUCACUCAAGGGCUCGCUGGAGUUCAAGCGCAGCACCAAGGAUGUCAAGUUCGAACAAAACGACCAAGAAGUUGAAAACUAGAAGGCAUAUAUUUCGUAGAAAGCAUCAAAAAGUGGGUUUUCAUUUUUCUGAGACAUCGCUGCUAGUCUCGUCGCCUGUUGGGUAUGUAAAGUGCAACGGCAACUGUGAGGUAGCCUCUUGGUCUUCUGUAUCGCCUUUGUCGGCAGCAUUCUGCUCUGCCUGGCUCCUGAGCAUCCUCAUCGCUCUU